CCAUUCCUCGGCUCAAUCGCUAGAUCCCGUCCUCCAUCCAUCCCUCCUUCUCUCCAUCCAUCCCUCCGUCCGUGCGCCUGUCCUUUCAUCAUGCAGUGGUUGUCUGUCUGCAGCCUGUUGGUGCUGCUGAGUGUGUCAGCCCGGUCUCAGGCUCAGAACCAGAUCUGUACCAUCUUCACGGAGGCCAAGGAAGAUGGAUUCAAAUCUUUGAUCCUUGUAGGGCUGGCUCAGAAUCUUCCCGAUAGUAUGUUGGGUGACUUGGUGCCUCUCAUCGCGGAGGCCUUAGCCAUGGGCGUCAAAUGCUGCUCAGACACUCCUCCAGAGGACUGCGACAGAGAUGUGGCGGACCUGUUCCAGAGCGCGGUGUGUUCCUCUGAGACCCUGGUGGAGAAGAACCAUCUGAAGAUGUGCUGUGAGAAGACUGCCGCUGAGAGGACACACUGCUUCCUGGACCACAAGGCCAAGAUUCCUCGGGACCUGUCCCUCCAAGCUGAGCUGCCCGCUGCAGACCAGUGUGAAGACUUCAAGAAGGACCACAAGGCUUUUGUUGGGAGGUUCAUCUUCAAGUUCUCCAAGAGUAACACGAUGGUACAACCACAUGUGAUCCUGGCUAUCACCAAAGCUUAUGGAGAGGUUCUGACUAGCUGUUGUGGAGAGGCUGAGGCCCAGACUUGCUUCGACACCAAGAAAGCUACUUUCCAACGCGCCGUCGGGCAUCGCGUGACUGAACUCAAGGCCCUGUGCAUCGUCCACAAGAAAUAUGGAGACCGCGUUGUCAAGGCCAAGAAGCUGAUCCAGUACAGUCAGAAGAUGCCUCAGGCCUCUUUCCAGGAGAUGGGAGGCAUGGUAGACAAGAUCGUAGCGACUGUUGCCCCCUGCUGCAGCGGAGACAUGGUCACAUGCAUGAAGGAGAGGAAGACCCUGGUGGAUGAGGUGUGUGCUGAUAAGAGUGUGUUGCCUCGCGCGGCGGGUCUGUCUGCAUGCUGUAAGGAGGAUGCAGUACACAGAGGGUCCUGUGUUGAGGCCAUGAAGCCAGACUCUAAGCCAGACGGUCUGUCUGAGCACUACGACGUUCACGCUGACAUAGCAGCAGUCUGCCAGACCUUUACCAAGACCCCAGAAGAAGCCAUGGGGAAGUUGGUGUAUGAGAUCUCAGUGCGUCACCCUGAGUCGUCUCAGCAGGUGAUUCUGAGGUUCGCCAAGGAGGCUGAGCAGGCCUUGCUCCAGUGCUGUGACAAGGAGGACCAUGCAGAGUGUGUCAAAACCGCUCUGGCAGGAAGUGAUAUUGAUAAGAAGAUCACUGAUGAGACUGACUACUUCAAGAAGAUGUGUGCUGUUGAGACUGGCAUGAACAAUAACGCCUUUGAGAAGAGUAUGAUGGUGCACUACACCAGGAUAAUGCCCCAGGCCUCCUUCGACCAGCUCCACAUGGUGUCAGAGAGGGUGCAUGAUGUCCUCCAUGACUGCUGCAAGGACGAGCCAGGCCACUUCAUCCUUCCUUGUGCAGAGGAGAAGCUGACCGACGCCAUCGACACCACAUGUGAGGACUACGACCCCUCCACCAUUAACCCCCACAUCGCCCACUGCUGCAACCAGUCCUACUCCAUGAGGAGAACCUGUAUCCUGGCCAUCCAGCCUGACACAGAGUUCACGCCCCCAAAGCUGGAUGCCAGCAACUUCCACAUGGGCCCCGAGCUCUGCACCAAGGACAGCAAGGAGCUGCUGCUCUCUGGGAAGAAACUACUGUAUGGUGUGGUCAGACAUAAGACCACCAUCACCGAGGAGCAGCUGAAGUCCAUCUCUACUAAAUAUCACAGUAUGAAGGAGAAGUGCUGUGCUGCUGAGGACCAAGCAGCAUGCUUCACUGAGGAGGUAAACACUCACCGCUCCACACUGUUCAAACCCUUUCAUCCUUAUUGAGGAAAACAUCACUCAAAACACCAUAUUACCUUAAGACUGUUUGUGUGACUGUUUCUGUUCGAGAGGUGAUACAGAACAGUAGAGAGAGAACAUCAUGUUUCAUUAAGAGGUGGUACAGAACAGUAGAGAGAGAACAUCAUGUUUCAUUAAGAGGUGAUACAGAACAGUAGAGAGAGAACAUCAUGUUUCAUUAAGAGGUGGUACAGAACAGUAGAGAGAGAACAUCAUGUUUCAUUAAGAGGUGGUACAGAACAGUAGAGAGAACAUCAUGUUUCAUUAAGAGAGGUGGUACAGAACAGUAGAGAGAACAUCAUGUUUCAUUAAGAGGUGAUACAGAACAGUAGAGAGAACAUCAUGUUUCAUUAAGAGGUGGUACAGAACAGUAGAGAGAGAACAUCAUGUUUCAUUAAGAGGUGAUACAGAACAGUAGAGAGAGAACAUCAUGUUUCAUUAAGAGGUGGUACAGAACAGUAGAGAGAGAACAUCAUGUUUCAUUAAGAGGUGGUACAGAACAGUAGAGAGAGAACAUCAUGUUUCAUUAAGAGGUGAUACAGAACAGUAGAGAGAGAACAUCAUGUUUCAUUAAGAGGUGGUACAGAACAGUAGAGAGAACAUCAUGUUUCAUUAAGAGAGGUGGUACAGAACAGUAGAGAGAGAACAUCAUGUUUCAUUGAGAGGUGGUACAGAACAGUAGAGAGAGAACAUCAUGUUUCAUUAAGAGAGGUGAUACAGAACAGUAGAGAGAGAACAUCAUGUUUCAUUAAGAGAGGUGAUACAGAACAGUAGAGAGAGAACAUCAUGUUUCAUUAAGAGGUGAUACAGAACAGUAGAGAGAACAUCAUGUUUCAUUAAGAGGUGGUACAGAACAGUAGAGAGAGAACAUCAUGUUUCAUUAAGAGAGGUGAUACAGAACAGUAGAGAGAACAUCAUGUUUCAUUAAGAGGUGAUACAGAACAGUAGAGAGAGAACAUCAUGUUUCAUUAAGAGGUGGUACAGAACAGUAGAGAGAGAACAUCAUGUUUCAUUGAGAGGUGGUACAGAACAGUAGAGAGAGAACAUCAUGUUUCAUUAAGAGAGGUGGUACAGAACAGUAGAGAGAGAACAUCAUGUUUCAUUAAGAGAGGUGAUACAGAACAGUAGAGAGAACAUCAUGUUUCAUUAAGAGGUGGUACAGAACAGUAGAGAGAGAACAUCAUGUUUCAUUAAGAGAGGUGAUACAGAACAGUAGAGAGAACAUCAUGUUUCAUUAAGAGGUGAUACAGAACAGUAGAGAGAGAACAUCAUGUUUCAUUAAGAGGUGAUACAGAACAGUAGAGAGAGAACAUCAUGUUUCAUUAAGAGGUGGUACAGAACAGUAGAGAGAGAACAUCAUGUUUCAUUAAGAGGUGAUACAGAACAGUAGAGAGAACAUCAUGUUUCAUUAAGAGGUGAUACAGAACAGUAGAGAGAACAUCAUGUUUCAUUAAGAGGUGAUACAGAACAGUAGAGAGAGAACAUCAUGUUUCAUUAAGAGGUGGUACAGAACAGUAGAGAGAACAUCAUGUUUCAUUAAGAGGUGAUACAGAACAGUAGAGAGAACAUAAUGUUUCAUUAAGAGGUGAUACAGAACAGUAGAGAGAACAUCAUGUUUCAUUAAGAGGUGAUACAGAACAGUAGAGAGAACAUCAUGUUUCAUUAAGAGGUGGUACAGAACAGUAGAGAGAACAUCAUGUUUCAUUAAGAGGUGAUACAGAACAGUAGAGAGAACAUCAUGUUUCAUUAAGAGGUGGUACAGAACAGUAGAGAGAGAACAUCAUGUUUCAUUAAGAGAGGUGGUACAGAACAGUAGAGAGAACAUCAUGUUUCAUUAAGAGGUGGUACAGAACAGUAGAGAGAGAACAUCAUGUUUCAUUAAGAGGUGGUACAGAACAGUAGAGAGAGAACAUCAUGUUUCAUUAAGAGGUGAUACAGAACAGUAGAGAGAGAACAUCAUGUUUCAUUAAGAGGUGGUACAGAACAGUAGAGAGAGAACAUCAUGUUUCAUUAAGAGGUGGUACAGAACAGUAGAGAGAACAUCAUGUUUCAUUAAGAGAGGUGGUACAGAACAGUAGAGAGAGAACAUCAUGUUUCAUUAAGAGGUGGUACAGAACAGUAGAGAGAGAACAUCAUGUUUCAUUAAGAGGUGGUACAGAACAGUAGAGAGAGAACAUCAUGUUUCAUUAAGAGGUGAUACAGAACAGUAGAGAGAGAACAUCAUGUUUCAUUAAGAGGUGAUACAGAACAGUAGAGAGAGAACAUCAUGUUUCAUUAAGAGAGGUGAUACAGAACAGUAGAGAGAGAACAUCAUGUUUCAUUAAGAGGUGAUACAGAACAGUAGAGAGAACAUCAUGUUUCAUUAAGAGAGGUGGUACAGAACAGUAGAGAGAACAUCAUGUUUCAUUAAGAGAGGUGAUACAGAACAGUAGAGAGAACAUCAUGUUUCAUUAAGAGAGGUGAUACAGAACAGUAGAGAGAACAUCAUGUUUCAUUAAGAGGUGAUACAGAACAGUAGAGAGAGAACAUCAUGUUUCAUUAAGAGGUGAUACAGAACAGUAGAGAGAGAACAUCAUGUUUCAUUAAGAGGUGGUACAGAACAGUAGAGAGAGAACAUCAUGUUUCAUUAAGAGGUGGUACAGAACAGUAGAGAGAACAUCAUGUUUCAUUAAGAGGUGAUACAGAACAGUAGAGAGAACAUCAUGUUUCAUUAAGAGAGGUGGUACAGAACAGUAGAGAGAACAUCAUGUUUCAUUAAGAGGUGAUACAGAACAGUAGAGAGAACAUCAUGUUUCAUUAAGAGAGGUGGUACAGAACAGUAGAGAGAACAUCAUGUUUCAUUAAGAGGUGAUACAGAACAGUAGAGAGAGAACAUCAUGUUUCAUUAAGAGGUGAUACAGAACAGUAGAGAGAGAACAUAAUGUUUCAUUAAGAGGUGGUACAGAACAGUAGAGAGAGAACAUCAUGUUUCAUUAAGAGAGGUGAUACAGAACAGUAGAGAGAGAACAUCAUGUUUCAUUAAGAGAGGUGGUACAGAACAGUAGAGAGAGAACAUCAUGUUUCAUUAAGAGGUGGUACAGAACAGUAGAGAGAGAACAUCAUGUUUCAUUAAGAGGUGAUACAGAACAGUAGAGAGAACAUCAUGUUUCAUUAAGAGGUGGUACAGAACAGUAGAGAGAACAUCAUGUUUCAUUAAGAGAGGUGGUACAGAACAGUAGAGAGAGAACAUCAUGUUUCAUUGAGAGGUGGUACAGAACAGUAGAGAGAGAACAUCAUGUUUCAUUAAGAGGUGAUACAGAACAGUAGAGAGAACAUCAUGUUUCAUUAAGAGGUGGUACAGAACAGUAGAGAGAGAACAUCAUGUUUCAUUAAGAGGUGAUACAGAACAGUAGAGAGAACAUCAUGUUUCAUUAAGAGGUGGUACAGAACAGUAGAGAGAGAACAUCAUGUUUCAUUAAGAGGUGAUACAGAACAGUAGAGAGAGAACAUCAUGUUUCAUUAAGAGGUGAUACAGAACAGUAGAGAGAACAUCAUGUUUCAUUAAGAGGUGGUACAGAACAGUAGAGAGAACAUCAUGUUUCAUUAAGAGGUGAUACAGAACAGUAGAGAGAACAUCAUGUUUCAUUAAGAGGUGGUACAGAACAGUAGAGAGAGAACAUCAUGUUUCAUUAAGAGAGGUGAUACAGAACAGUAGAGAGAACAUCAUGUUUCAUUAAGAGGUGGUACAGAACAGUAGAGAGAGAACAUCAUGUUUCAUUAAGAGGUGAUACAGAACAGUAGAGAGAGAACAUCAUGUUUCAUUAAGAGGUGGUACAGAACAGUAGAGAGAGAACAUCAUGUUUCAUUAAGAGAGGUGAUACAGAACAGUAGAGAGAGAACAUCAUGUUUCAUUAAGAGGUGGUACAGAACAGUAGAGAGAGAACAUCAUGUUUCAUUAAGAGAGGUGGUACAGAACAGUAGAGAGAACAUCAUGUUUCAUUAAGAGGUGGUACAGAACAGUAGAGAGAACAUCAUGUUUCAUUAAGAGGUGAUACAGAACAGUAGAGAGAACAUCAUGUUUCAUUAAGAGAGGUGGUACAGAACAGUAGAGAGAACAUCAUGUUUCAUUAAGAGGUGAUACAGAACAGUAGAGAGAACAUCAUGUUUCAUUAAGAGAGGUGGUACAGAACAGUAGAGAGAACAUCAUGUUUCAUUAAGAGGUGAUACAGAACAGUAGAGAGAACAUCAUGUUUCAUUAAGAGAGGUGGUACAGAACAGUAGAGAGAGAACAUCAUGUUUCAUUAAGAGGUGGUACAGAACAGUAGAGAGAGAACAUCAUGUUUCAUUAAGAGGUGGUACAGAACAGUAGAGAGAGAACAUCAUGUUUCAUUGAGAGGUGGUACAGAACAGUAGAGAGAGAACAUCAUGUUUCAUUAAGAGAGGUGAUACAGAACAGUAGAGAGAGAACAUCAUGUUUCAUUAAGAGAGGUGAUACAGAACAGUAGAGAGAGAACAUCAUGUUUCAUUAAGAGGUGAUACAGAACAGUAGAGAGAACAUCAUGUUUCAUUAAGAGGUGGUACAGAACAGUAGAGAGAGAACAUCAUGUUUCAUUAAGAGGUGGUACAGAACAGUAGAGAGAACAUCAUGUUUCAUUAAGAGGUGAUACAGAACAGUAGAGAGAGAACAUCAUGUUUCAUUAAGAGGUGGUACAGAACAGUAGAGAGAGAACAUCAUGUUUCAUUAAGAGGUGGUACAGAACAGUAGAGAGAGAACAUCAUGUUUCAUUAAGAGGUGAUACAGAACAGUAGAGAGAGAACAUCAUGUUUCAUUAAGAGGUGGUACAGAACAGUAGAGAGAGAACAUCAUGUUUCAUUAAGAGGUGGUACAGAACAGUAGAGAGAGAACAUCAUGUUUCAUUAAGAGAGGUGGUACAGAACAGUAGAGAGAGAACAUCAUGUUUCAUUAAGAGAGGUGAUACAGAACAGUAGAGAGAGAACAUCAUGUUUCAUUAAGAGAGGUGAUACAGAACAGUAGAGAGAGAACAUCAUGUUUCAUUAAGAGAGGUGAUACAGAACAGUAGAGAGAACAUCAUGUUUCAUUAAGAGAGGUGGUACAGAACAGUAGAGAGAACAUCAUGUUUCAUUAAGAGAGGUGAUACAGAACAGUAGAGAGAACAUCAUGUUUCAUUAAGAGAGGUGGUACAGAACAGUAGAGAGAACAUCAUGUUUCAUUAAGAGAGGUGAUACAGAACAGUAGAGAGAACAUCAUGUUUCAUUAAGAGAGGUGGUACAGAACAGUAGAGAGAGAACAUCAUGUUUCAUUAAGAGAGGUGAUACAGAACAGUAGAGAGAGAACAUCAUGUUUCAUUAAGAGGUGAUACAGAACAGUAAAGAGAGAACAUUAAUUGAUUUUAAGAACUAAUCACCUUGUUUUCUCCUACAGGCACCCAAGCUGGUUUCUGAGAGUGCAGAGCUGGUCAAGGUUUAAAAUAGAAUUGUGAUGAUUUUAAUUUCAAAUGAUGAACUGAUGAUUUAAAACAUUUAAAAAAAUUAAGGUUCUGUCUGUAUCGAUCCAUCUACCUCCCCAGCCUACAUUUACACCAUGGUGACCUCAUCCUCAUUGACUCAUAAGUCUGUCUAUCAGUGAUCUGUGAUUGACUCAUAAGUCUGUCUAUCAGUGAUCUGUGAUUGACUCAUAAGUCUGUCUCUCAGUGAUCUGUGAUUGACUCAUAAGUCUGUCUCUCAGUGAUCUGUGAUUGACUCAUAAGUCUGUCUAUCAGUGAUCUGUGAUUGACUCAUAAGUCUGUCUCUCAGUGAUCUGUGAUUGACUCAUAAGCCUUACAGCCUAUCCUCAUCAAACCUCUAUCUGGGAUGAAUCACACCGCUGGUUAAUUUCUGAUAGACAUGAAUGACUCCUGUCAAUCAAAUACACAUGAAUAACUGAAUAAAGUCAUGUUUAUCAACUGAA
Oncorhynchus keta (chum salmon) is the source of this 7879-nucleotide messenger RNA. It is a transcript of the gene gc, whose product is annotated as GC vitamin D binding protein. Gene Ontology annotation, biological process: transport. NCBI's taxonomy places the organism in Eukaryota, Metazoa, Chordata, Actinopteri, Salmoniformes, Salmonidae. The transcript has 32 exons. The coding region runs from base 91 to 1920 and encodes 609 amino acids. Gene Ontology annotation, cellular component: blood microparticle; cytoplasm. The record is from RefSeq and is a predicted model, not a curated record.